UUGAUUUCGAAAAUCACCAACCAUUUCUAUCUCAACUUGUUCAAGAAACAACACCUUCCUGAUGGAACUAAGAAGAAUCUCUUCCUCUCCUUCAUAUCUCACUACAUUAAAUUACAAAAGAAGUGCUGCACUAACAAGGAAGCAUACAACAAUUAUUAAAUGCCGCAAGCAAGGGCUAUCAGUAUCACCCAUGUUCAUCAUCGUCUCAAAGUUCAAUGACACACAAGUGAAUCCAAGGCGAUCAGCUAAUUAUCACCCAAGCAUUUGGGACCAGAAACUCAUUGAGUCCUUUACCACUCCGUACUCAUAUGAGUUCCAUGGCACUCGACUUAAGGGGUUGAAGCAAGACAUUAAAACUUUGCUAACAUCCACAAAAGACCAAAAUUUCUUACUAAGGCUUAUAGAUUCAAUGCAGCGGUUAGGAGUGUCUUACCACUUUGAGCAAGAGAUAGAAGAGGUUUUGAAAUUUCAACAUCCAGACGUUACUAGCGAUCUUUACAGAACCGCAUUGCAAUUUCGAAUUCUAAGAGAACAUGGUUUCUCGAUUAGCUCAGAUGUGUUUGACAAAUUUCGAAGUAGAGAUGGGGAAUUCAUGGACAGCUUAAGCUUGAACAUAGAGGGACUUGAGAGUUUGUAUGAAGCCUCACACCUUGGAAUGGAUGGAGAAAGUAUUGCAGAAGAAGCCAAGAAUUUUAGUAUGAAAAACCUGAAAUCAUUAAUGGAAAAAUUGGACAGUAAUUCAGCAAAGCAAGUGAAACAGUCACUUGAAGUCCCCUUAUAUUGGAGGGUGCCAAGAGUUGAAGUUCGGAAAUUCAUUGGUAUCUAUGAAAAGGAUAGUACAAAGAACUUGACUUUGCUUGAGCUGGCUAAGUUGGAUUAUAAUUUAGUACAAUCUGUACAUCAGCGAGAACUUAAGGAGUUACAAAGGUGGUGGAAAGACUUGGGUUUGGCAGAAAAGCUUACUUUCUCAAGGGACCGGUUGAUGGAGAAUUAUUUGUGGGCUAUGGGGAUCGUUUCUGAGCCCCAAUUCUCCAAGUGCAGGAUAGGCCUCACCAAAUUUGUAUGCAUAUUAACAGUAAUUGAUGAUAUGUAUGAUGUGUAUGGAUCACUAGAUGAGCUUGAGCGCUUCACUGAUGCUGUGGAUCGAUGGGAAAUGAAGGCCAUGGAGGACCUUCCUGAGUACAUGAAGGUUUGCUAUGUCGCCUUGCUUAACUUCGCUAAUGAAAUGGUCUGUGGUGUCAUCAAAGAUCAUGGCCUUAAUACUUUGCCCUACAUUAAGGCAGAGUGGGCAAAUCUUUGUAGAGCAUAUUUAGUAGAAGCACGGUGGUUUUACAGUGGAUACAUUCCUACUGUGGAUGAGUACCUAGAAAAUGCAUGUAUUUCUGUGGGUGGUCAUGCAGCCAUGGUCCAUGCUUAUAUUUUGCAAGGUUGCACCUUAACAAAUGAUUCGCUUGAUUGCAUCAAGAGAAGCUCAGAUCUAAUAUAUUGGUCAUCCCUUAUAACUCGACUUAGUGAUGAUUUGGGAACUGAGGAGGCUGAGAGCGAGAGAGGUGAUGUGGCAAAAUCCAUCCAGUGCUACAUGGUACAUGAAGGUGAACCUGAAGUAGAAGCAAAACAUCGCAUAAAGGAAAAAAUCAGCUAUUCAUGGAAAAAACUGAACAAAGAGAUCGCCAAAAACUCCCUGCCAAAGUCCAUGGUAAAAAUGUCACUAAACAUGGCAAGGACUGCUCAGUGCAUCUUCCAACAUGGAGAUGGUAUUGGAACAUCAACUGGAGUGAUGAAAGAUCGUUUAAGCUCAUUAAUUGUCAAACCAAUCCCAAUUGAAUAAGCUUAGUGUAGUGAAAUGUAAUAUGACGUGGAAGAUUAUAUUUAGUUCAUAAAUGAAUUAAUGUAGUAUUCAUUAAUUGUCAAACCAAUCCC
Quercus lobata is the source of this 1920-nucleotide messenger RNA. Its product is annotated as probable terpene synthase 9. Gene Ontology annotation, molecular function: magnesium ion binding; terpene synthase activity. The record is from RefSeq and is a predicted model, not a curated record. NCBI's taxonomy places the organism in Eukaryota, Viridiplantae, Streptophyta, Magnoliopsida, Fagales, Fagaceae. The coding region runs from base 62 to 1828 and encodes 588 amino acids. The transcript is spliced from 7 exons. Gene Ontology annotation, biological process: diterpenoid biosynthetic process.